GGGCGCGGAGCCGAGCGGCCAUGGCCCCGCUCCUUCCCCCUGCCCUGCCCGCCGGCCCGGCCCCGGUGCCGGCCCCGGUGCCGGUGGCCAUGUGAGCCAUGGCGGCGGGCGGCGCGGCGGGGCUGGCGGCGCUGCUGGGCAGCGCUUCCCCGCACCUCCUCAUCGUCUCCGCCGCCGAGGAACCGGCGGGAGGCGGACACACCGAGACCGACCUCCUGCUUUUCGCCACGCCGCAGCCCGCCCGCCCGGGAGAUGCACCGAGACGGCCCGCGCUGGGCAGACCCCCGGUGAAGAGGAAGCUGAACUUGGAGACGGAUCACCAGUACAUAGCAGAGAGCCUGCCGGUGGGCCGGGGCAAGGCCAGGAACCCUGCUAAAGGGGCAAAGUCUCCUGGGGAGAAGUCCCGCUACGAAACCUCCCUGAACCUCACAACCAAGCGCUUCCUGGAGCUGCUGAGCCAGUCACCCGAUGGCGUCGUGGACCUCAACUGGGCAGCCGAGGUCCUGAAGGUGCAGAAGAGGCGCAUCUAUGAUAUCACCAAUGUCCUGGAGGGCAUCCAGCUCAUCACCAAGAAGUCUAAGAACAACAUCCAGUGGCUGGGCAGCCAGGCCAGCGUGGGAGCCCCCGGCCGGCACCGGCUGCUGGAGAAGGAGCUGCGGGAGCUGCAGGCGGCCGAGCGGCAGCUGGACGACCUGAUCCAGAUGUGCACGGUGCAGCUGCGCCUGCUCACCGAAGACCCCGCCAACCAGCACGCAGCCUACGUGACCUGCCAGGAUCUCCGCAGCGUUGUGGACCCCUCAGAGCAAAUGGUGAUGGUUAUCAAAGCCCCCCCGGAGACCCAGCUGCAGGUCUCAGACCCGGCAGAGGCUUUCCAGGUCUCUGUGAGAAGCACUCAGGGCCCCAUCGAUGUCUUCCUUUGCCCCGAGGACAGCUCGGGGGUCUGUAGCCCUGUCAAGAGCCCCUUCAAAGCCCCCAUAGAGGAGUCAUCCCCUGGCCAUUCGCAGCCCAGAGCCUCCCCGCUCCUGCAUCCCGCCCAGGACGUGAACAUGUCACUUAUGCCUGGAGACCAAGAGCCGCUGCUGCCAGGGACGAGCGCGCUGCCCAGCAAGGGCCCAGCAGAGGAGGUGAACCUCUCACCACUGGCCUCCAUGGACGCCCUCCUGGAGCAGAGCAGGGAGGAUUUUUCAGGUUUCUUGGCAGAUGAGUUCAUCAACCUGUCCCCGCCGCAGGCACAGGACUAUCACUUUGGCCUGGAAGAGGGCGAGGGCAUCAGCGAGCUCUUUGACUGUGACUUUGGGGACUUCACACCCUUGGACUUCUGAGGCUCUGCCCAGAUGCUCGUGGGGGAACUGCCAGGUUGAGGAGGGGGGUACCCCUGGAGCCCUGCCCUCACAGGCAGGGCAGGGCAGGGCAGGCAGCCCCUCAUCUGCAGUGCCCACAGCUCCUCUCCCUGUCCUUGCAAUAUUUUCUUCUUACCCCUCCAGCCCCCCCAGCCUGGUGGGGGACAGUGCUGUCCCUGGCUCCAGCCCCACGAGGGAGAUGCCAGGGUGGGGGGGUCCCACCUUGAGGGACCCCCUGCAGGGUUCUGAUCGUGGGGGAGGGGGUGGGCUGCCCAAGGCAGAGCUGUUGCCCCCCACCCCAGGUGCCCGUUACAGAGCUUUAAGCAGUCCUGUGUA
Messenger RNA from Apus apus (common swift), 1676 nucleotides. It is a transcript of the gene E2F1, whose product is annotated as E2F transcription factor 1. Gene Ontology annotation, molecular function: RNA polymerase II cis-regulatory region sequence-specific DNA binding; protein dimerization activity; DNA-binding transcription factor activity, RNA polymerase II-specific. The coding region runs from base 99 to 1322 and encodes 407 amino acids. The record is from RefSeq and is a predicted model, not a curated record. Gene Ontology annotation, biological process: G1/S transition of mitotic cell cycle; regulation of transcription by RNA polymerase II. Lineage: Eukaryota; Metazoa; Chordata; Aves; Apodiformes; Apodidae. Gene Ontology annotation, cellular component: Rb-E2F complex. The transcript is spliced from 7 exons.